AUGCCCGUCGAAGUAGCGAUGAACACGCCAUUGGCGGACGCCCUCAACUCAGCAAUCCAGCCCAAGCUCGUCGAGGUUGGAUGGGGCACCGGCGGUACUGACGACUCCGCUCUCGCCGAAUACAUCAUCCUUAUGCUUGCCAAUGGAAAGACGCAAGACCAAAUUGCCAGCGAGCUCUCCGGAGAGCUUUUGGGCUUGCCAGCCGACGAUCCCGGCGUGCGCGACUUCUCAAAAUGGCUCUUCGAGCAAAUAGAGACCCUGAACGCGCAGGUGAACGGUGGACACGCCGCUGGCGGCGAUGCCAUGGCCGACGCACCCCAGGAGGGCGGGCUAUCCGGCGAGAUGGAUACGGACAUGGGUACAAACGACGUUUCUGAGUUGAACGCUCCUACGGGACCUCGGUCGAUGCGCAAUGGGAACAUGCGUGGUGGGCGGGACAAGCGGAUGCUGGGCCAGAUGAACAGGGCCAUGGACCGGACAGGCGACGGCGUCCUGCAUCGCACUCGAGGCAACGACCGUAUCAACACGCACGGCCGUGCCCCUCCCACGGGUCCUCGAACGGGCGCUGGCCGACUUCCACGACACAACAACCAUCGCGCUGCGAACCUCCAGGCGGGCCUCGCUGCAGGCGGCCCCCAGGCGAACUGGAUGAUGCAGGGCCAGCCUCCGAACCAGAUGGAGCUCAUGGCGAUGCUCGAAGAACAAAAUAAGAUGAUGUUCCAGCUCUCACAGCAGCUCAUGACGGGUGGCCCGGGCGGACGGGGUGGCGGCUAUGGCCAGCGCGGACGGGGCGGCAAGUCCCUCUUCGACAGAGUGUCGGACCCGCACCACAAGAACAAGUUCCGGAGAAACCAACACCAACAAGACGCCAACGGAGAGGGCUCCAAGACUGAGGAGGGAGCCGAGGGCGAGGAUGUCGACAUGUCGGGUGGCAAGCGCGAGGCGCCGAACCCGGAGGACACGGUGUGCAAAUACAACCUGCACUGCACAAACAAGGACUGCAAGUUUGCGCACCAGUCGCCAGCGGCGCCGCCGGGCGUUUCCGUGGACGUGACGGACACCUGCAGUUUCGGAGCGGCGUGCAAGAACCGGAAAUGCGUCGGGCGGCACCCGUCGCCGGCGGCUCGGCUGGCGCACCAGAACGAGCAGGAUUGCAAGUUCUUCCCCAACUGCCAGAACCCGCGGUGCCCGUUCCGACACCCUUCGAUGCCCGUCUGCCGCAACGGACCGGACUGCACGACGCCCAACUGCAAGUUCACGCACGUCAAGACCAAGUGCAAGUUCAACCCCUGCCUGAACCCCAACUGUAUGUUUGUGCACGAGGAGGGUCAGCAGGGUGGGUUCCGGGACAAGGUGUGGACGGCCGAAUCGGGCCCGGAGCACGUCAGCGAGCGCAAGUUUGUGGAUGAGAGUGCACCCGUCGAGCGUGUCAUACCCGGCGAAGAGCACGAGAUGACGACGGACGAGCCGGCGCAGGCAGCCGAAGCAGAUGCCAUCGCCUAA
Messenger RNA from Purpureocillium lilacinum, 1503 nucleotides. RefSeq lists its product as uncharacterized. Gene Ontology annotation, molecular function: poly(A) binding. The record is from RefSeq and is a predicted model, not a curated record. Gene Ontology annotation, biological process: regulation of mRNA stability. Gene Ontology annotation, cellular component: nucleus; cytoplasm. Lineage: Eukaryota; Fungi; Ascomycota; Sordariomycetes; Hypocreales; Ophiocordycipitaceae.